UCGCCAGUGAUAUGACGUCAGAUCCGUUUACACCUUACUCCUCUUCCGGUGAUGGAAUUUGUAGGAAUACCGUUGUCCUAAACGACGGCAAUGACGGCGUAACUAAUGACAACGACUUGGAAACGCCCAGGAACUGGGAAUUUUGGGAACAUUAUUAUUUAACAAUGGGUCUUUCGUGCUCACAAGAUCCAAGCGAACCGGGUACCGAAGAUCCGCAUAGUCCAAGCAAUCCGGAUACUGGUGGAGAUAAAAUCUGCGAAGCAGGAGUUUGGUCUGACGCAGGCGUCGACAUGUCGAAUGACGUAGCAGGUGCCUUGUUGAUAACCUUCAUCUGCUUGACGACCGUUCUGUUGUUCAUGUUUAUAUUCUCCUGCUGGCAAAGCAAUAAAAUGAAGAAAAAGAUAAAGAAACUCUUGUCAGACGACUAUGAUGGAUCGGUGGUUUCCAACAUGUCAUCGAAGCUGUAGAAAAAGGAAUGAAUUCAACUUUAUACUCAGUGGUUCUCAAAACUUUUAAGCCCCCCCCCUCCCCCCUUUUCUAGAAUUAGUCUUGCGCCCCACCUCAAAAAAACUAAUUAUCUAAAAAAAAGUUAUAAAUAACCGAUAUUAAGGCGGAAAUAUGUUUUAUUCAAAAUAUACGUUGCAAAUGCGUGUAUAGAACGUAAAUAUCCGAAAUGAAGAAAUGUAAUUUACCAAAAUAAGGCAGGCAAGAUCAAAUCUAAAAAUGCUUUAUAUUUUAAUUGGCUUUACGCCCCCCUGAUAAUUGUCUACACCCCUACGUGGUGGUGCGUGCCGCACCGUUUGAGAACGACUGAUAAACA
This is a messenger RNA of Styela clava, 820 nucleotides long. RefSeq names its product neuroligin-4, X-linked-like. The record is from RefSeq and is a predicted model, not a curated record. Lineage: Eukaryota; Metazoa; Chordata; Ascidiacea; Stolidobranchia; Styelidae.